UAAUGGCGAAAAGGCAGCAAAUUACUUUCGCAGUAAUUAGCAAAUACAUGCGUAAAUGCAUACAUUAACUACGCAAAUAAUCAAUUUCCCUAUAAAUUACAUUUCACCGCACGUGAACGUGCUCAGAAAAAUUUUCUGAUUGGUUCACGUAACUUAAUUCAUGCUUCUUUCUCACAAUGGAGAAUAUGAAAGCGCAACCCUUUCAAAGGCACGUAGUCAGCGUUCGCGCACCCUUUCCCAAUUUCCCGAAAGCCCUAAUUGGCCGAGCAAAGCGGUUUCAAUUAAAACGUCCCGUGUACGCCACUGUCUCGUGCAGGUAACAUGUAUCCAUAGAAACAAGGGGAUGCUGUGCAAAUCCUCUUUUCGAGCGCGAAAUCAAAAGAUCCGAGGAACACAGUUCACUUCAGCCCUAAUAACUAUCAAGCUCGAUAUUGCGACAAAAACGUUGUCUACUCGUAGUCGAUUUAAUUUUUUUUGUUUUGUACAUUCAUACAGCGGGCAGAUGCUGUUAUUUAAUAACGCACUAUCAGUACGGUACGAACGUCGAUAUUUCAGUUUUAAUUAAGUUGGCGGGUAGGUAUUUGUGAAGUGCUCCCGGUGAUUGAUUCAACAAUUUUAACUCUCCAUCAAACGACAAAGUUCCCCAGCGGCGAGAUGCUGUUUAACUUUCAGCCGCCCCAAGUGAAUUCGCUUUGACGUAAACACUCGAUAAUUAUGUUAAAUGAAGAAACCAAUUAUCGUAGGGUGGUACGCGUGAAACCACAAUGGAACGUUGACCAAGAGCCUGAGUGCAAAAGUGUGGCAAACGAUCCAAAAACCAAGUACGUAAAAUGCGAAACGGAUUGCGAAGAGCCUUACGUGCGAUUUAGAAGAAGGUCCUCCGUCAAGCAGGAGGAUGUCGAAACUUACGAUUAUUUUGCGAAGGUAAUGCUAUUGGGCGAUUCAGGCGUCGGGAAAACGUGCAUUUUGGUCCGUUUUCGCGAUGGACUUUUUCUCUCGGGAAAUUUUAUUUCCACCGUCGGGGUGGAUUUUAGGAACAAGGUGGUAACGGUCGACAACUCGAGGGUGAAAUUGCAAAUAUGGGAUACGGCCGGACAGGAGCGGUUUAGAAGCGUAACCCAUGCCUAUUAUAGAGACGCACAUGCGCUUUUGCUGCUGUAUGACGUGACCAAUAAGACCAGUUUUGACAAUAUAAGAGCGUGGCUGGGGGAAAUUAGGGAGUACGCACAAGAUGAUGUCGUUAUCAUGUUAAUAGGAAAUAAAUGCGACUGCGGAACGGACAGAGUGAUUCGAAGAGAAGACGGUGAGCGACUCGCGAGAGAGUACAAUGUAGCCUUUAUGGAAACCUCUGCAAAAAGUGGAGUUAACGUAGAGCUCGCCUUCAUGGCCAUCGCGAGGGAAUUAAAGCGGCGACAAAGCGGCAAUAAAGACAGUAAUAGGUUUAGUGUUCAAGACUACGUUAGGGAAGAAACUGAUAAAACCCCGUGUCCUCCGUGCGGUAACUAAAUUGCGCCAAUUUGAAAAUGUAUCAUCGGUCAUUUCGUUUCCAUCACAAAUUCAUGUACCUCUCUGCUUCAAAUAAAUCUGUCUGUAUCUAAGGAGUUUAGAUUUCCAAAACGUGUUAAAGAAUGUAAAAGCCCUCGAUGUGAAGUUAUUACUGUGACAGAAAAUUAUCAAUAAUAAUGAAUUACGCUUAUUGUACUAUUUAUCUGUAUUUGGAAGUAUUUAACCAUUUUUAUGACCAACAAUUAGCAAAAAAAACGAUUCAAUUAAGAAGCAUAUCCCGCGUUUUUGUUCCCUAGGUAUCUAGCUGUAAAUUCUGUUUGUUAAAAAUGAAGAGAGAUUUAUGAAUAUAUCAUUAGUUAUUAAAUUAGGUGAUUAUAUAAUCUGUUAUUGGUCUACUGCAUGCGGAAGCCAUGGUUUACAAACACUGCUUCCGCUUGCGAGGUACGAGCACUUUAUCUAUGAGCUUUUAUGGAUCAUCCAAACCAUGGCAAAUGGAAGAUUGCCCAACAGUCGAAUCAAAAAUAGAAUGUAGACUUAAAAGCUUGUAGAUAUAAGAUUUGUGGUAUUGAUAUUGGUUUAUAAAUAAAUCAACAAUUGUG
This is a messenger RNA of Photinus pyralis (common eastern firefly), 2105 nucleotides long. RefSeq names its product ras-related protein Rab-37-like. Gene Ontology annotation, molecular function: GTP binding; GTPase activity. NCBI's taxonomy places the organism in Eukaryota, Metazoa, Arthropoda, Insecta, Coleoptera, Lampyridae. The record is from RefSeq and is a predicted model, not a curated record. The coding region runs from base 715 to 1506 and encodes 263 amino acids. The transcript is spliced from 7 exons. Gene Ontology annotation, cellular component: endosome; Golgi apparatus.